AUGCAGAAUCGUCCCAGGUUCGAGUUGAAACGGACCCUCAUAGUGUGGAACAGUGCGCUGGCGGCGUUCAGCAUAAUGGGCGCGUGCCGGACCUUGCCAGAAUUCAUCCACGUGCUGCGGAACCACGGCCUGUACCACUCCAUCUGCGUGCCCAGUUUCAUCGAGCAGGACAAGGUGUCCGGUUUCUGGACGACCAUGUUCGUGCUGUCCAAGGUGCCGGAGCUGGGUGACACCGUGUUCAUAGUGCUGCGCAAGAAGCCCCUCAUCUUCCUCCACUGGUACCACCACAUCACGGUGCUGCUCUACACCUGGUUCUCGUUCACCGAGUACACGUCCUCUGCCCGUUGGUUCGUCGUGAUGAACUACUGCGUGCACAGCGUGAUGUACUCCUACUACGCGCUCGUGAGCAUGGGCAAGUACCCGCCCCGGAUGCUCGCCAUGACGAUCACCUUCCUGCAGCUCAGCCAGAUGAUAGUGGGCUGCGCAAUCAACCUGUGGGCCCACAACUACAUGACCACCGCCGCGCCGCACUCGUGCCACAUCAGCCGGAUCAACAUCAAGCUGUCCAUGGCGAUGUACUUCUCGUACUUCGUGCUGUUCGCCCACUUCUUCUACAAGGCGUACCUCUCGCCGCGGCUGGGCAAGAAGGCGAAGGUCGAGCCCGCGCCCGAGGAGCCGCUCGCGCCCAAGUCGCACCACAACGGCUACCCCAGGCAGAGGAACGGCGUCGUCCAC
Iphiclides podalirius (scarce swallowtail) is the source of this 735-nucleotide messenger RNA. Lineage: Eukaryota; Metazoa; Arthropoda; Insecta; Lepidoptera; Papilionidae. The record is from the annotation of a GenBank genome assembly.